GUUUUAUUGUGGUGUUUUCUGCAAACCGCAAAUUGCGUGCGAAUUCUACUAGCACAUCAUUUGUCACCGGCUAUUGAUUAAGACUGAAUUAUUUAGUAUGGAUGCAUACAUCGAGUCUUUCAAUAAUGCAUUUAAACGGAGCAUGGACAAAGCAGAUCCCCGAGUAUCUUCGUUGUUCUUAAUGGGUUCAAUUAAAGGAAUAAUAUUUGUUCUAAUAGCCUACCUGCUGAUGGUUCAUUAUGGGCUGAAGUAUAUGAAAGGCCGAAAGCCGUACAGUGUUACUCGUUUUGUUCUUCUUUAUGACUUGCUUAUGGUCGUUUCAAAUGCCUACAUUGUUUACGAAUGCAUUGCAGUUGCACUCAAUGAAAGGUAUUCACUCAUGUGUCAAAAGAUCGAUUAUAGCUCAAAUGCAAAUGCAUUAAGGCUUGUUCGUGCUAUCUGGUUAUUUCAUGUAUCUAAAGUGGUUGAGUGUUUAGAUACUUUCUUUUUUAUCAUUCGUGGACGGACACAUCUUGUUACAUGGUUACAUGUUUAUCAUCAUUGUACAAUGAUUCCAUUAACAUGGGCUGGUGUCAAGUGGGUAGCCGGCGGGGAAUUAUUUCAACCAGUUGCUGUGAAUAGCUCGGUUCAUGUGAUUAUGUAUAGUUAUUAUGCAUUGGCAGCACUUGGACCUAAUUGGAGAAAAUAUUUAUGGUGGAAACGUUAUCUAACAUUGAUACAAAUGAUCCAAUUCACCUAUGGUAUGCUGUAUUCAUGUGUAUCACUGUGUAUUCAAUGCAGUUUACAAAAGCCCGUUUAUGGCUUAAAUCUAUUCUAUGAAGGCAGUCUAUUCUUAUUAUUCUACAAAUAUUAUCGACAAUCUUAUCAUAAGCCUAAAGGAGAGAAAGCAAUUAAAACGGCUGAAAACAAUCAGUCAGCGGAAAAUGCAAAGCUUGACUAACACACUAUUUGUGUACACACUUUUAAGAGGGAGGGUACCAAAAUAAGAAAUUGAAAAGAAAAAAUAAAUCAACGAGGAAACGUAAAAUAUUUUUAAAAAAAGUAAAAGACUUUUUCUCUACUCAUUCUCUUCUCUUCUUUACUUCUCUCGUGUUUUUUGAUAUUGCAAAGAUGCAUUGUCAUAUAUAUAGAUAUGUGUAUCAGUAAACAUGAGGAUCAUGAUGAUGGAUUUUGUAAGCUACUUUCAAUGUGAUGAUAACACAAUUUGUAUUCUAUCCUCUCACCAAUACGAGAAGAAAGGCGAAGGAUUUACUCAUCUUUCUUUCUUUCUCUCUCUUUCUGUGCGUCUAUCUAUCUAUCCUUCAUUCUAGAUGUGUGUACUUUUAGUGUGUGUUCUGUUACGGGUAAUCAGUAGUAUGUAAUGCUCUUCUCUGUUUGUCUUUUCUUACAAUCGAUGUGCGUGUGUGGUAUUUUCCUUUUGUUUUGACUUUAACAGCUGUUAAUUGCCUUCUUUCUUUCUUUCUUUACCACUACUAACCACCAUCCCAUGUCGUAUGAAUUCCUGUUGUUGUUGUUCGUCUUCUUCUUUUUAGUAGACGUUUUUAUUCUUCCUUUAUAGAUGAUGAUGAUGAUGAUCAUGAUAAUGACGAUGGCAUCUUCUAAAUUAUGAGUAGUAGCUGUGACUUUUUCUCCGCCCUCUGCUCCUUCUCCUGCUCCCGCUCGAAUUCUUUCCUUGGUUCGGUUUUUGUCAUUUUUACACCUUUUUGAUUGUUUGUGAGUUUAAUAUGAAAAUUGGUGGACUUCUUCUUUUUCUUCUUCUUCCACUUCUUCUCCCUAUUUGUAAUCUAGACUUUGAAGCUUUCAAUACAAUGAUGACUGUAUAUUACUUAAUUCUUUUGAUUAAAUAGUAUAAAACGAAAA
Messenger RNA from Trichobilharzia szidati, 1860 nucleotides. The record is from the annotation of a GenBank genome assembly. Lineage: Eukaryota; Metazoa; Platyhelminthes; Trematoda; Strigeidida; Schistosomatidae.